AUGUCAGUACUACUGUACAAUGUGUCAGUACUACUGUACAAUGUGUCAGUACUACUUUACAGUGUGCCAGUGUUAUGGCACAUUGUAUCAGUACUACGGUACAGUGUAUCAGUACUACGGUACAGUGUAUCAGUACUACGGUACAGUAUUUCAGUAAUAUGGUACAGUGUGUCACUACUACGGUACAGUGUGUCAGUACUAUUUUGCAGUGUGUCAGUACUACGGUACAAUAUUUCAGUAUUACAGUACAAUAUUUCAGUUCCACAGUACAGUAUUUCAGUACUACAGUACAAUAUUUCAGUACGACAAUACAGUGUGUCAGUACUACAGUACACUGUAGUACUACAGUACAGUGUUUCAGUACUACGGUACAGUGUGUCACUACUACGGUACAGUGUGUCAGUACUACGGUACAGUAUUUCAGUAUUACAGUACAAUAUUUCAGUUCCACAGUACAGUAUUUCAAUACUACAGUGCAGUAUUUCAGUACUACAGUACAGUAUUUCAGUAGUACAGUACAGUAUUUCAGUAGUACAGUACAGUGUGUCAGUACUACAGUACAGUGUUUCAGUACUAUGGUGCAGUGUGUCAGUACUACGGUGCAGUGUAGUACUACAGUACAGUAUUUCAGUACUACAGUACAGUGUGUCAGUAAUACAGUACAGUAUUUCAGGAGUACAGUACAGUAUUUCAGUACUACAGUACAGUGUGUCAGUACUACAGUACAGUAUUUCAGUACUACAGUACAAUAUUUCGGUAUGACAGUACAGCAUUUCAGUACUACGGUACAGUGUGUCAGUAUUACAGUACAGUGUAUCACUACUACAGUACAACACAGAGACUAUGUGA
Amphiprion ocellaris (clown anemonefish) is the source of this 849-nucleotide messenger RNA. Its product is annotated as dynein heavy chain-like. The record is from RefSeq and is a predicted model, not a curated record. Lineage: Eukaryota; Metazoa; Chordata; Actinopteri; Pomacentridae.